AUGGGUCGCGAAGAACAAGUCGAAGAGCGCGAAGUGCUCGAGUCCAUCUUCCCAGAGGAGAUCACAGACAUUUCGGAGACCGAGUACAGAAUAUCAAUUGUACUCGAUGUGAUUGGGGAUGACGAACCGCCUACUAUGCUUCUGCAAGUUCGCUAUCCAGAGGCCUACCCUGAUGAACCGCCCAUGCUCGAACUGCAGUCCACUCCCAAUGCUGCCCCGCACGAGUGGUUCAACGUCUCGCAAGACAAGGAGCGCCUCCUCAAAGGCCUGGAUGAGACGAUACAGGAGAACCUCGGAAUGGCCAUGGUAUUCACACUCGUCACGACUCUGAAAGAGGCCGCUGAGGCUCUCAUCGAGGAGCGCAAGCUGGCUAAGGAGAAGGAGCAUGAGGAGGCCCUCCUCGCCGCAGAGCGAGAGGAGAACAAGAAGUUCCAGGGCACACCCGUGACACCGGAGACAUUUCUCAAGUGGCGCGCUGAUUUCCUUAAGGAGAUGGAGGAGUUGCGACAGAAGGAGGAGGAGGAGCGCCUCGCGGAAUUGAAGAAGGCAAAGAUCAAGGAGCCCGUAAAAUUGACAGGAAAGCAACUUUGGGAGCGUGGCCUGGCUGGUAAGGCUGAUGCCGAGGAUGAUGAAGAUGGUGGAGUGAUUGAAGGUGUUGAAAAGCUCAAGGUUGAGGCGGCGUAG
Messenger RNA from Colletotrichum truncatum, 684 nucleotides. RefSeq names its product rwd domain-containing protein. Gene Ontology annotation, biological process: cytoplasmic translation. The record is from RefSeq and is a predicted model, not a curated record. Gene Ontology annotation, molecular function: protein binding. NCBI's taxonomy places the organism in Eukaryota, Fungi, Ascomycota, Sordariomycetes, Glomerellales, Glomerellaceae.